Pan troglodytes (chimpanzee) is the source of this 1089-nucleotide messenger RNA. It is a transcript of the gene RPL5, whose product is annotated as ribosomal protein L5. Gene Ontology annotation, molecular function: 5S rRNA binding; structural constituent of ribosome. NCBI's taxonomy places the organism in Eukaryota, Metazoa, Chordata, Mammalia, Primates, Hominidae. The transcript has 8 exons. The record is from RefSeq and is a predicted model, not a curated record. Bases 140 to 1033 code for a protein of 297 amino acids. Gene Ontology annotation, biological process: translation; ribosomal large subunit assembly. Gene Ontology annotation, cellular component: cytosolic large ribosomal subunit; ribosome.
CUCUUCCACACGUCACUGGCGUGACCGUCCGCGCUACAUACUGCGCCUGCGCAAGGGCUGUGGCCCUUUUCCCACCCCCUAGCGCCGCUGGGCCUGCAGGUCUCUGUCGAGCCGCGGACGCCAGUCUCUGUUCCGCAGGAUGGGGUUUGUUAAAGUUGUUAAGAAUAAGGCCUACUUUAAGAGAUACCAAGUGAAAUUUAGAAGACGACGAGAGGGUAAAACUGAUUAUUAUGCUCGGAAACGCUUGGUGAUACAAGAUAAAAAUAAAUACAACACACCCAAAUACAGGAUGAUAGUUCGUGUAACAAACAGAGAUAUCAUUUGUCAGAUUGCUUAUGCCCGUAUAGAGGGGGAUAUGAUAGUCUGCGCAGCGUAUGCACACGAACUGCCAAAAUAUGGUGUGAAGGUUGGCCUGACAAAUUAUGCUGCAGCAUAUUGUACUGGCCUGCUGCUGGCCCGCAGGCUUCUCAAUAGGUUUGGCAUGGACAAGAUCUAUGAAGGCCAAGUGGAGGUGACUGGUGAUGAAUACAAUGUGGAAAGCAUUGAUGGUCAGCCAGGUGCCUUCACCUGCUAUUUGGAUGCGGGCCUUGCCAGAACUACCACUGGCAAUAAAGUUUUUGGUGCCCUGAAGGGAGCUGUGGAUGGAGGCUUGUCUAUCCCUCACAGUACCAAACGAUUCCCUGGUUAUGAUUCUGAAAGCAAGGAAUUUAAUGCAGAAGUACAUCGGAAGCACAUCAUGGGCCAGAAUGUUGCAGAUUACAUGCGCUACUUAAUGGAAGAAGAUGAAGAUGCUUACAAGAAACAGUUCUCUCAAUACAUAAAGAACAGCGUAACUCCAGACAUGAUGGAGGAGAUGUAUAAGAAAGCUCAUGCUGCUAUACGAGAGAAUCCAGUCUAUGAAAAGAAGCCCAAGAAAGAAGUUAAAAAGAAGAGGUGGAACCGUCCCAAAAUGUCCCUUGCUCAGAAGAAGGAUCGGGUAGCUCAAAAGAAGGCAAGCUUCCUCAGAGCUCAGGAGCGGGCUGCUGAGAGCUAAACCCAACAAUUUUCUAUGAUUUUUUCAGAUAUAGAUAAUAAACUUAUGAACAGCAA